AUGUCACAUUCUUCGCAGCACGAUUCUCGUCGACAGGAAUUCGGAGCACCACCGUCGUCUUUUGGCCACUCUGAUUUGAUGACACGCCCCACAUACGAUCCAUAUUUGGACAAUCUCAAGAGUCCUUUGAUUAAGGAUGAAAGUGAUGGAAAAACCCUUAGGCUAAGAUUCGAUGUUGCUCAGUACAAGCCUGAGGAGGUGACGGUGAAAACAAUCGACAAUCGACUCCUUGUUCAUGCCAAACACGAGGAAAAAACGCCGCAGCGUACUGUUUUUAGAGAAUACAAUCAGGACAUACUAAAAUACGCGCUUACAAAACUUAUCUUCGAAUUUACACGUAAGAUGGCUUUCUUGUCUAUGUUGCAUUUUGCAAGGACGGCGAAUGAGCCUUUGUUUCUAGCUGCUUUGAUUGAACAGUCCUACUAUAAAAGUGAAUUGAGCGGCUGGGAAACUCAUUCAGCUCGCUAA
Molecule: messenger RNA, 468 nt
Organism: Cylicostephanus goldi
Lineage: Eukaryota; Metazoa; Nematoda; Chromadorea; Rhabditida; Strongylidae
Source: the annotation of a GenBank genome assembly